AUGGAUCAAACAAAGGCUGUACACGACUUCUACUCAACAAUUCUUAUUUUAGAUUUUGGUUCUCAAUACUCUCACUUGAUCACAAGAAGAUGUCGUGAACUUAACGUUUACUGUGAAAUGUUACCUUGCACCCAAAAGCUCAAAGAUUUGUCAUGGAAGCCAAAAGGAAUCAUCCUCUCCGGCUCUCCCUACUCAACUUACGAUACUGACGCCCCUAGAGUUGAUCCUGAUGUCUUCAACGCAGGUGUACCUGUUUUGGGUAUCUGCUACGGCUUACAAGAAACUACAAACGUCUUUGGUGGUAAAGUUGAAGCCUGUGAUCACAGAGAGUAUGGUUUCGCUCAAUUAGACAUUGUACACAAUGAUCAACACCCACACGCUAAUAAGCUUUUCGAAGGCAUUCAAGGCUCUAUGCAAGUCUGGAUGUCACACGGUGAUGCCGUCAGAGAAGCUCCAAAAGAUUUCGUCGUUAUCGGUAAAACUAACACCGCCCCAUUCGCUGCUAUAGCACACGUAAACAAGCCAAUUUACGGUAUUCAAUUUCACGCUGAGGUCACCCACUCUCAACGCGGAAAAGAAGUCAUUGGUAAAUUCGUACAUGAUAUCUGUCAAUGCAAGGGCGAAUGGACGAUGGAGUCUUUCAUCUCAAAGGAAAUUCAAAGAAUUCGUGAAAUAUGUGGCGAUAAGGGCAAGGUCUUGGGCGCUGUAUCUGGUGGUGUUGAUUCAACUGUCGCUGCCAAGCUCAUGCAUGAAGCUAUCGGUGACAGAUUUCAAGCUGUCUUGGUUGACAAUGGCGUUUUGCGUCUCAAUGAAGCCUCCCAAGUCUACAAAACCCUUAGACAAGAUCUCGGUGUAAAUCUCAAAGUUAUCGACGCAGCCGACUUAUUCUUGGGCAAAUUAGAAGGUGUCACUGAUCCAGAGAAAAAGAGAAAGAUAAUCGGUAACACUUUCAUUGAAGUGUUUGAAGCAGAAGCUGCAAGAUUAGAAGGUGAAGCUGAGAAGGAAAUUGAACAAGGUAAAUUUAGCAAAGGUAAAUUUGAAUGGUUAUUACAAGGAACACUUUACCCAGAUGUUAUCGAAUCCAUCUCCUUCAAGGGCCCAUCAGCUACAAUCAAAACCCACCACAACGUUGGUGGUCUUUUGGCUGACAUGAAAUUGAAACUCAUUGAGCCACUGCGAGAGCUCUUCAAGGAUGAAGUUAGAGCUUUAGGAAGAUUGUUGGAGAUUCCAGAUCACUUAGUCAAUCGUCAACCAUUCCCAGGUCCAGGUUUAGCAAUCAGAAUUCUGGGUGAAGUCACCAGAUCUCAAGUGGAGAUUGUUCAGCAUGCCGAUAGUAUAUAUAUGGAAGAGAUUACAAAUGCGGGAUUAUACAACCAGAUAUCGCAAGCAUAUGCUGCAUUAUUACCGGUUAAAGCAGUUGGUGUUCAAGGAGAUAAGAGAACAUAUGAGCAAAUAAUAGCACUAAGAGCAGUCACAACAACAGAUUUUAUGACGGCUGAUUGGUUUGAUUUCCCUCAUGAUGUACUCAAGCGCAUUUCGUCAAGAAUCACAAACCAAGUCAGAGGAGUAAACAGAGUCAUGUUGGAUGUCUCAUCGAAGCCACCAGCGACUAUUGAGAUGGAAUAA
Messenger RNA from Wallemia ichthyophaga EXF-994, 1626 nucleotides. RefSeq names its product GMP synthase. Bases 1 to 1626 code for a protein of 541 amino acids. The transcript has 4 exons. Gene Ontology annotation, biological process: GMP biosynthetic process. Gene Ontology annotation, molecular function: ATP binding; GMP synthase activity; GMP synthase (glutamine-hydrolyzing) activity. The record is from RefSeq and is a predicted model, not a curated record. Gene Ontology annotation, cellular component: cytosol. Lineage: Eukaryota; Fungi; Basidiomycota; Wallemiomycetes; Wallemiales; Wallemiaceae.